Molecule: messenger RNA, 576 nt
Organism: Spinacia oleracea (spinach)
Lineage: Eukaryota; Viridiplantae; Streptophyta; Magnoliopsida; Caryophyllales; Amaranthaceae
Exons: 1
Coding region: 1-576 (191 amino acids)
Source: RefSeq, a predicted model, not a curated record
AUGAUUGAAACUCAACUAGGUCAACUAGAUAGCACAAUCAAAAAGCAUCAAGUGCACACAAGUCUCCCACCCCAAGGUCAAGCACCACCAAAGCAAAUGUAUGCCGUAGUGACUAGGAGUGGGAAGACUUUUGUUGAUAAUGCUAGGGUAAGUGAGGCCUCAAGUUCUAGGGGGGAAGUGUCAAAGGGAGUUGAGUCUAAUGACAAUGAUAAGGUCGAAGAGGAGCCUCACGUUGAUGAUGUGAGUGAUGGUUCAAAGCCAACGAAGGCUACUCUUCUACCUCUCACUACUCCCAAACUCCCCUACCCUCAAAAGUUUUCAGGGAAAAAGUUAGAUAUUCAGUUUUCCAAGUUCCUUGAUGUGAUUAGUAAGUUGCAUGUCUCGUUAUCCCUCACCGAGGCACUCAAACAAAUGCCCCACUAUUCUAGAUUUAUGAGAGAUGUUCUUAGUGGAAAGAGAGAUUGUGAGCCCAAGGAGAACGUGCAUCUCACGGAGAGUUGUAGUGCUCUAAUCCAAAGCCCAUUUCCCCCAAAACUCAAAGAUCCUGGGAGUUUUUCAAUCGCUUGUAGCAUUUAA